AUGACGAGGAUUCCCGAGGCGAACUAUAUCGCCGACCCCGAUGGGGAUUUAUUGAUACUGCUCGGUCCAACAACACCACCAAUCUCCCAAACGGGAGAAUCGACUUUACACGAGCGAAACUCAACCUGGGAUUAUGAUUCCCGAGUCCUAGUAUCUUCGAAGCGCAUGUCGCUGGCUUCUCCAGUCUUUAAGAUAAUGUUAGAGGGAUCUUUCAAGGAGAGUCUCGAGUUAAAGACUUUGGGAAGACUUACCCUUCCACUUCCGGAGGAUGAUCCAGUCGCAAUGCGAAUAUUGAUUGACGUUAUUCAUGGGCAUAGCAAAUAUAUUCCAAAAGUAGUUCACAUACAUGCUUUCGCAAGAUUUGCCAUCCUAGCGGAUUACUAUCAGUGCUCUGCAGUGGCAGAAGCAUGUGUUAAUCUCUGGAAGCAAAAGAUUGUAGAGCUAUCCUUGUGGAAGCGCAGCGAGACCCGUCUUGCGUGCUGGAUUUUCAUUACUUGGGUGUUCAAUCUAUCCGUAGAAUUCAAAGAUGCAACCGCUAGGAUUGUAAAAGGAUUACCAUACGGACUGGGUGAGAUCUUAGCCAGGAAUCAGCUGGAAUUACCGAUUCCGACAACAGUCAUAAGUAAGAUUACACGUAAUUAAUAUGAGAGUGUUUUAUCUACUAAUAGACCGUAGGAAAGGUAGACGAAUACCGUCAAGCGGCUUUAAAGGGGUUUAAAAAAAUUCUGGUGGUCGCAUUAUCACGGUUUCGAGGAGGAAGAAUUUUAUACGAUGUAGGUAGACGUAUGAUAUUCAUCCCGGAUUUAACUCAUGCUCGCGUUAUGGCAUAUGACGACGCAAAGGCAUGUGACGAUGAAGAGGCAUGUUACGACGCAAAGGCAUGUGACGCGGAGAUUAUCGAGUAUUUUACGAAAGCUCUCUCCAAACAUUCUCUAUUUCCACUUCCACAGGGCCCAGAAGACUACAAGGGUUGGGUUUUUGACGAACUCAUAGGGAGAGUGUGGUCUGUAAAAGUCAAUGGUGGUAGCAACGUAGGGAUCCGAGGUCACCAACAAAAAGUUCUUGAUAUUACCCUAGCAAGAAUCAAAUUCUCGAUAGACCAUCUAUACAGCAAGACAUUCGGCGUGGAUGUGGCGAGCCUGAAGGCACAUUUCAAUGUCCGAGGAGCUGCCAGAGCUUGA
This is a messenger RNA of Sclerotinia trifoliorum, 1181 nucleotides long. The record is from the annotation of a GenBank genome assembly. NCBI's taxonomy places the organism in Eukaryota, Fungi, Ascomycota, Leotiomycetes, Helotiales, Sclerotiniaceae.